AUGGCGACACUCAAACCACCAUCCAGCCGUCCAGUCCCAACCGGCCCUCCAAAAGCCCCCCUCAAAGCCGAUCCCACGGCUACAAUUGCCGACACAGCAGUUUUCCAGGGCACAUACCCCGUAACCAUCGGCGCGGGCACAAUAAUCCAUCCACGCGCCCGCUUCUACGCCUACCAAGGCCCCAUAGUUGUCGGCGAUGGCUGCAUAAUCAGCGAAAAGGCCAUAAUCGGCGCGCAACCUGCACGAUCCACCGAGUCCAAAGAAAUCGCAACGCGUCUCUCCUACUUCGUGACCGUCGGUCCGUCAUCGACUAUCCACCCCGGUGCGCACAUUCACUCGUCUGUGACGAUCGAGGCUCUCGCGACGAUACAUCAGUAUGCGGAGAUAGGGUCACAUUCAAAGAUUUGUUCUGGGUGUGAAGUCCCGGAGAAUGGGAAGGUAGAUGAGUGGGUUGUUGUUUAUGGGUCUGGGCUUGGACAGCGGAGGAAGAGGGCGCGAGAGGCUAAGGAGCCCGGACCUGCUGUUGUUAUUGCGGCGCAGGUUGCGCAGGUCCCUGUGCCUGGGCCUGCGCCUAAAGGGAAGGUUAUUGAGGAUGCCAGGUUGAUGGUUUUGCAGAAGGAGAGGGAGGUUUUGGCGAGAAUGAUCGUUCCUGCUGGGGCGAAGAAGAAAUGA
Penicillium atrosanguineum is the source of this 672-nucleotide messenger RNA. Its product is annotated as transferase hexapeptide domain protein. Gene Ontology annotation, molecular function: dynein complex binding. Gene Ontology annotation, cellular component: dynactin complex. NCBI's taxonomy places the organism in Eukaryota, Fungi, Ascomycota, Eurotiomycetes, Eurotiales, Aspergillaceae. Bases 1 to 672 code for a protein of 223 amino acids. The transcript has a single exon. Gene Ontology annotation, biological process: mitotic spindle organization. The record is from RefSeq and is a predicted model, not a curated record.